Messenger RNA from Paramecium pentaurelia, 2892 nucleotides. Lineage: Eukaryota; Ciliophora; Oligohymenophorea; Peniculida; Parameciidae. The record is from the annotation of a GenBank genome assembly.
AUGAAUUUAUUGAAGUUUCUUUAUGGAGAACCCUCUAAAUAAGAAGUGAAUUAGUAAUUAUAGAAACAUAUAAUUUACUCAAAUGAUGAUGAAUAUUAAGGUGAGAUUAUGAAUGAUAAACGUCAUGGAAAAGGAACCUAUAAAUUUGCAUCAGGAAAUCGUUAUGAAGGAUAAUGGAAGAAUCAUCAAAAGCAUGGAAAAGGUAAGUUGUACUAUAAGAAUGGGGAACUCUACAUUGGAGAUUGGGUUGAGAAUAAGAAAUGUGGAGAAGGAAUGCAUUUUUAUAUAAAUGGGGAUAGAUAUGUUGGAGAAUGGAAAGAUGAUUAAAGAGAUGGAGCAGGAACUUUAUAUUAAGCUGAUUAAAAUAUAUUCCAUGGUAUUAGAAGAUAGAUUAUGCAGGAUAGUUUAGAAUGAAUAAAAAGUAUGGAACUGGCUAUUACUUUAACACUCGUGAGAAGAAAUAUUAAAAAUAGCAUCAUGACUCUGACAAUAUCUUAGAUAGUGUUUAGAUUGAAGAGGUUCCAACAUUUGUACUUGAAAAAUUCCAUAUCAAACCUGAAAGAAAUCAUAUUGAGAGUGAGAAGAGUGAGGAUUGUGCCAUUAAAAUUGAAGCUAGUCCUACAAUAUAGAAUGAUAGUGAUAAAUAAAAAGAUCUAUAACCUAGUGGAUAAAGUGGUUAAGGGGAAUCUGAUCCUUAAUUAAAAGAAGAAGGUAAAUCUUAGUUAAAUUCUCUUGGGACUUCAUAAUAGCAUGGAUUUUUGAGUUUAUAAGUAUUGGAGAAAUUGGAAGAAUUUGAAAGUUAAAAAAAUAGUAAAAUUAUUGAAAUAUAUUAAAAAUAUAGUGUAGGAAUGGUAAUUAGAAGAAGUAUGUACUUGGUUAGAUUCAUUACAAUUAAGUGAAUAUAAAGAUGAAUUUAUUAAAAAUUAAAUGACAGGCAAAACUCUCUAUGCUUUAACUGAUAAUGAUUUAAAAUAAGAUUUGGGAAUAUUAGUAUUGGGACAUCGAAAAUAGAUUUUGUAGUCCAUAGAAGAAUAUAAGAAAUAUUAUGUAAAAUUUAUGGGAGGAAGAAUCCUAUUAAAAAAGCCUUUAGAAUCUUUAGAAGAUAGAAAAGGACUUUACAAUUCAAUUGAGUAAUUGAGAUUUAAGAGUAUCUUUUCUUAUAUGGAGAAGAUUGAAGAGGAACAAAAUGAACAUCAUGAUAAUAAUAUAAGUGAAUCAAGUAGUGAUUCACCAAGUGUCAAUAAAAGAAAGAAAACUAAUAAAGAUAUUCCAAAAUCACCUACAAGAUCUUUGUCAAAUGAUUCAGAUUAAGGAAAUUUGAGUGAUAAUAAUAUAUCAUUAAAAUUGAAAAGAUAAAAAAGUAAAAAAAGUAAAAAGUAAUAGAGAAAAUAAACAAUGGAUGUGUAGAAUUCUGGAGAAUCUGCAGAUGAUGAAGAUGGCAAAUAACAUCAAACUUCACUUGUUUGUAUAUAAUAUAUUAUUAUAUAUUUAGAAUCUCCUAAUAAAGCUAGCAUCAAUAUUAGUGAUUAAAAGAUUGAGAUUCUUGUAUUAAAUGAAUGUUAGAAUAUUGGAGAAGAGAAUAAGGAGAAGGAUAGUAAUGCUAUGAAUGAAUUAUAAAAACAAUAAUCAACAAAUAAACAAUAAGAAAUAUAAGAAAUCAUAUCAUCUAAAAUUCCACAAUAGAUUAAUAAUAAUAAUGAAGAAAAUUUUAAUUAAUUUGAAAGAUUACAAUCUAUUAGUUUAUAAUUGCAACGAUAAAAAUCUGAAAUUAAUGGUAGCAAAUUUUAGGAUUAAGAUACAUCAAGUUAAGAAUCUGAUGUAUCUGGAAAUGAUUCAAGUUCAGAAUCAUCAGAUGAAGAUAAAUACAAAAAUCAAAAGAAAUCUAGAAGAUUAAGAGAAAUUAAUAAGAAAGAAAAAGAAAAGGAUGAUAGAUAAUAACAUCAUUUACCUAAAAAAUUACUUGUAAUGUUAAAAGAAUUUGGAAUUAAUGAAAGAGUAUUAAUAGUAUUUCAUGAAUUAAUUAUUGGAUAAAUAAUUGGUGAAGGAGGUUAUGGUGUUGUGCAUAAAGGUAAAUGGCUUGGUUAAGAUGUUGCAAUCAAAUCUUAUGGAAAAAGAAAAUCUUAAGGAAAUUUGAAAUAUAAGUUAUAAAUGGCUGAUUUCUUGAAAGAAGUAGAAGUUAUUUCAAAUCUACGACAUCCUAAUAUAGUUUUGUAUAUGGGAGUUUGUAUAAGAAAAUAAAAUUAUUAUUUGAUUACUGAAUAUUUAGAAGAAGGGAGUCUGUUUGAUCAUCUUCAUAAAAAGAAGACACAUAUAGAUUAAAAAGCAUUAAUGUAAAUAGUGGAAGACAUUGCAUUAGGAAUGAAUUAUCUUCAUGGUAGAAAAGUAAUGCAUUGUGAUCUGAAAUCAUCCAAUGUUCUUAUAGAUUAAAAUUGGAAUGUUAAAUUAUGUGAUUUUGGUUUAUCAAGAAUUAAUAAGAAAAUAGAUCAUAAAGUAAACAAAGGAGCUAGAAUAGGUACUCCUAAUUGGAUGGCUCCAGAAAUUAUGAGAGGAGAACCAUAUUAAGAAAAGUCUGAUAUUUAUAGUUUUGGGAUGAUACUCUGGGAAAUUAUAACUUAAUAAAUACCAUAUGAAGGAUUAUCACAAACUUAAAUUAUUGGGUCUGUAGGAUAUGGACAGGAUUAAGUUACUAUUCCUUCUUAGAGCAAUCCUCCAAUCCUACUUUAAAUAGCCAAAAAAUGUUUAAUAAAGAAUCCUGAUGAGAGACCUACUUUUGCUGAUAUUGUAAAUGAUAUUCAAAUGGGAUAAAAAACUGAUGCAAAACUAAAAAGUAAUUUCUAAUAUUUAUUUUAUUUAGAAUAAGCUAUAUAAUAACUUAUUGAUUUUUUUGGAUGA